Messenger RNA from Rotaria sp. Silwood1, 1407 nucleotides. NCBI's taxonomy places the organism in Eukaryota, Metazoa, Rotifera, Eurotatoria, Philodinida, Philodinidae. The record is from the annotation of a GenBank genome assembly.
AUGUCAAGUUUUGAUAUCAAUAAAGAUCAUCUUUUAUCACCUGUUGCAUUAAAAAAUCUUCUUUAUAUUUAUCGUUUAUUUGGUAAUUAUCAUCAAUAUUAUCAUCUUAUCAAAUUAUUUCCAUCAAAUUCAUUUAUUGAUAAUUAUUUAAAACCAAUAUUAUCAACAAAUACUCAAUGGACAUUUGAUUUUAUCGAUCGUGAUGACAAUUCUUCAGCUCAAUAUGAAGAAAAAUAUCAUUGGCAUGUAUACAAAGAGGUUGGUGAUGAGAUAAGUCGUGUACGUAAUAAUGAUAAUACAUACAGAAAUUCGAAUAAAUAUCGUUAUCGAACCAAAAGUCAACAAAAAUUUUAUACUUAUUUCACAUUGUAUGGUAAAUCAUUAACUAGCCGUGAUGUAAAAGAUAAUCAACUACAAAUUGUUCUUCCGGCUACACAUAGUGCAAAUAUGGAUAGAGCAGAUUCUGCAUCCAAUUAUCUUGAAAUUGAUUAUUUUGCAACAAUGACUGAAAUAAUUCAUAUUGGAAAUAUUGUUGAUGUAUUCAAUGAAAAGAAAAAAUCUAUGGAAGAACUUCUUAAUAAUUCACCAUUAACAUCUGAUGUUUGGGAAAAAACAAUGUUACUUAUUAAUUGUCCUAUGAUUAGUCUUUCAGCAGCAAUUAAUAAUGGAGAUGAAUUACCUCAUCAUGAACGUAUGGCUGAUUUAAAUAAAUAUUUAUAUUCAAAUCUACAAUUACAUCCAAUUCAUCCAAUUGGUCUAAUGAAUGCAAAACAAUUAAUAACACGAGGUGUUUCCAAAGAUUUUUCAUUAUCACUUUACGAAACUUUACAAUUAAAUGAUGUUAUGCAAAACUUAUCAACUAAUAGAAAAGAAAAUGGUGUCGAAGUAAAUUCAAUACCAACAUUAAAACACUAUUUUGAACCUGAUUGGAUAAUCGAACAAACUAAAUAUAAUAAUUAUUCGCGACUUGUUCGUAAUCAGUUUCAUAGUUUAAUUGAUAAUAAAGAAAAUACAAUUAUUGAUUCAAUUAAACAAUUGAAAAAACUACAAAAAAACGUAUCAGAAUCUUCGAAUAAACGAAAUUAUGAUGAAGAUAAUGUUACUGAAUUAGGAUUAUUAGACGAAGAAAAAAAUAAUCAAAUUAUACUUUCUGAUCUUGAACAACAAUUAUUAGGUGGUAUUUUAGAUGAAGGUACAUUAGCAAAUCGACAUGAAUGUGAUCGAGAAUUUGUUGAUUCUCUAUUAGAACGAGCAUCAUCGAAAAAUCCAAGAUUAAUUGGAUAUAUGCAACGAGCUGUAGCUUAUCAUCAUGCUGGUUUCAAUAAUAAAAGUCGAGUAGCUGUUGAAGCACUUUUUUCUAGUCGAUAUGUUCAAGUAAUUUUCUCUACGGCAACACUUGGUAUGUAA